Molecule: messenger RNA, 3873 nt
Organism: Phytophthora infestans T30-4
Lineage: Eukaryota; Oomycota; Peronosporomycetes; Peronosporales; Peronosporaceae
Product: ATP-binding Cassette (ABC) Superfamily
Exons: 1
Coding region: 1-3873 (1290 amino acids)
Biological process (GO): transmembrane transport
Cellular component (GO): membrane
Molecular function (GO): ATP binding; ABC-type transporter activity; ATP hydrolysis activity
Source: RefSeq, a predicted model, not a curated record
AUGGGGUCAACUGCUACAUUCGUGGCAUCUGAGACCCCAAAGCAUGUAGAUGAGACCAAUCGGCUGGAUGUCGCAUUCAACCUCGUCGAGAAUCCGGAGGAGACUGUGUCCAAGGAAAAACCUGCUGAUGGGCAGCUGGUGUCGAUGGGCGAGCUCUUCUCCUACGCGGACGGCAUCGACAAGCUCCUCAUGUUUCUCGGCACCGUUGGUGCUUUGACUGCCGGAGUUUCGCAGCCUAUACAGAUCGUGCUGUUCGGGGACGUACUGAACACGUUCAACCCGGCGGAUCCAGGGGCGAACAUUGAAAGUGGCGUCGAAAGUGUCGCUCUCAACUUUGUAUACGUCGGCAUCGCUGUCUUCAUUGCCGGCAGUUUCCAAGUGGCGUGCUGGACUAUUACAGCUUCGCGUCAAGCCAAACGCAUUCGAAGCGAGUAUGUGAGUGCUAUUAUGACCAAGGAGAUCGGCUGGUUUGAUGUCAAUGAGCCCAUGCAGUUGGGCUCACGUGUUGCCGAAGCCACCGUGACUAUACAGGAAGGAAUGGGGCGCAAGGUCGGCGACGGACUCAAUUUCUUCUCGAUGGCUGUGUCGGGAAUAGUGAUCGGACUUGUCAAAGGUUGGCAACUAGCUCUGAUCUUGCUGGCUUUCACGCCGUUCAUUGCCUUCACGGCCUUCUUGGCCAUGAAGGUGUUGUCUACGGCCACGCAGGCAGGUCUCGAGUCGUAUGGCAAGGCUGGUGCAGUGGCACAAGAAGCUCUGAGUAAUGUACGCACGGUGCACAUGUUCAACUCGAUCAACCACUUUAUCGCCAAGUAUGACAACGCUCUGGGUCUAUCGACUAAAGCGGGUAUCAAGAAAGGCUUUGCGGUUGGAUGGGGGACGGGACUGAUGUUCGGCACUGUGUUCUUCACUUACGCUGGGGGCAUGUACUUCGGGGCACUUAUGGUGGCUAAUGACAAUCUGGAUGGCAACCAGUGCACUGGCUACGGUUGUUACGAUGGCGGCCGAGUGCUUACGGUCUUCUUCUCUGUUAUCAUGGGCGCUAUGGCGCUGGGUCAGGCUGCUCCAAGCGCCGAGGCCAUCACUUCAGCGCGUGCUGCAGCGUUUCCUGUCUUCCAAACCAUCAAGCGUCCGUCCCUGAUCGAUCCGUUGAGUGACGAGGGCAAGACCCUGGAUAAAGUCAUGGGUCGAAUUCAGAUCGAGAACGUGUCGUUCGCCUACCCUUCGCGUCCAGAAGUGCAAGUGUGCAGCAACUAUUCGCUGACGAUUGAGCCUGGUGAGACGGUGGCACUAGUUGGUCCCAGCGGCAGUGGCAAGAGUACAAUGGUGUCGCUUCUAGAACGCUUCUACGACCCGCUUAGUGGAUCUGUCAGCAUCGACGGUGUGGACGUUCGUACGUUGAACGUGAAGUGGCUACGCUCGCAGGUCGGACUGGUGGGUCAAGAACCUUCGCUCUUUGCCACGUCGAUCAUGGAGAACAUCCGCUACGGCUGUCCCUCUGCAUCGGAUGAACAGGUCAUUGAAGCUGCCAAGAUGGCCAACGCCUACAGCUUUAUCAAGGAGUUCCCUCAGCGUUUCCAGACUGAAGUAGGUGAGCGUGGCGCUCAGCUUUCCGGUGGACAAAAGCAGCGAAUUGCCAUCGCUCGAGCUAUUAUCAAGAACCCUCCUAUUCUACUACUGGAUGAAGCUACCAGCGCUUUGGACACGGAGAGCGAGCGAGUUGUGCAGGCCUCUCUGGAUCAGCUGCUAGCCAACUCUCACCGCACGACGAUCAUUGUUGCCCAUCGACUGUCCACUAUUCGCAAUGCCAGUCGUAUUGCAGUGCACAGCGGAGGUGCGAUCGUGGAGAUCGGCUCGCAUGACGAGUUGAUGAAGCUUGAGAAUGGUCACUACCGUCUCCUUGUUGAGGCUCAGAACCGCGUGGCGUCGGAGGAGAAAGAAGAAGCCGCAACUGACGUGAUGACUGUGGAGGAAAUCGAGUCUCCCGACGACCCCACUGUACGCUCUGGUCGAUCUUCGCGGCGAUCGAUUAGUCGACACAGUGCGCAUGAGAAGGAAGCUGCUCUUGUGAAGAUGGACAACGAGCUGGGCGAUGUCGAUCUUCCUUCGAUCUCAAUGGCCCGAGUCUGGAAGAUGUCUCUACCGGAGUGGAAGUACAUGUUUGUAGGCUCUCUUGGCGCCAUUGUGAAUGCCGCAGUGUUUCCAGUGUGGGGUGUGUUACUGGUGAAGGUUACAGUGUUGUUCUUCCACCUCGACUACACUAAGAGCGAGAUGAUGGAUAACGCUCGCUGGUGGGCUAUAGGCUUCAUCGGUCUUGGGAUUCUGUUCGCUGUAUCCAUCACACUGCAGCACUACGGCUUCGCUGUGGUCUCUCAGAACCUCGUCACUCGUGUGCGGUUGGCCACGUUCAGUGCGAUGUUGCACCAGGAAAUUGGGUGGUUUGACUUGGAUGAGAACUCGUCGGGAGCUUUGGUAUCUCGGUUGGCUACAGACUCGGCCGUGCUACAGGCGAUGACGUCGGAAACACUCAACAGAGGACUGGUAAAUCUCACGACACUCACGAUCGCUUUCGCUAUUGCCUUCUUCUACAGCUGGCAGAUGACUCUCGUCCUACUCGCGGCCUUCCCAGUGCUAGCUGCGUCCUCGUACAUCCAGGCUCAGCAAAUGGCCGGCACGUCUGGUAACAAGCAGAACAACGACGCUGAUACUGCCGCUGGGUCUCUGCUGUCUGAGGCCAUUGGCUCGAUUCGCACAGUCGCUUCGUUUAGUAUGGAAGUGGCUCUGAACACUCUGUAUGUGGGCUACCUGAACGUCUCGAAGCAAGCGGACGUCAAGAUCGGCAUCGUUGGGGGGUUGGCAUUUGGUGUAUCACAAGGCGCGAUGUUCUUGGUCCUCGCAGUACUCUUCUACGUCAGUGGACGCUGGAUCUCGCGUGGUAUCAUCACCUUUGAGGAGUUUUUCAUGGUGCUGAUGGUCAUCAUGCUCAGUACGUUCGCGAUAGGAAUGGCUGCACAGGGAGCUACAGAUGGAGCCAAGGCUAAACUCUCAGCUCAGCGUGUGUUCAAGGUUAUCGACCGCAAGCCUUUGAUUGACGCCACGUCGGGCACGGGUCGCACGUUGGACCACGUGGACGGCGACAUUGAGUUCCGCCAUUUGGUGUUCACGUACCCUGCUCGUCCUGACGCCAAGAUCUACAAGAAUUACAACUUGAAGAUUGCGCGUGGCCAGACUGUGGCGCUUGUUGGUGCUAGUGGAAGUGGUAAGAGUACGGCGAUCUCAUUGAUGGAACGAUUCUACGACCCUGCAGCCGGUAUGGUGACGCUAGACGGGAACAACUUGAAGGAACUGAAUCUACAGUGGCUGCGCGAGAACGUUUCUCUCGUGAGUCAGGAGCCGGUGCUGUUUGCGGGCACGAUAGCCGAGAACAUCGAGCUUGGCAAGCCCGGCUCGACUCGCGAGGAGAUUAUUGAGGCAGCGAAGAAGGCGAAUGCGUUUGACUUUAUUAGCAACUUCCCGAACGGCUUCGACACGGAUGUCGGCGACCGUGGCGCUCAAGUUUCUGGCGGUCAGAAGCAGCGUAUUGCCAUCGCCAGAGCUAUUCUGCGUGACCCAGCGGUGCUGCUACUGGACGAGGCGACGAGCGCUUUGGACAACGAGAGCGAGCGGGUGGUGCAGGCAUCGCUGGAUCGGCUACUCACACUCAAGCAACGUACCACGAUUAUCGUGGCCCACCGUCUUUCAACUAUUCGCAACGCGAGCCUCAUCGCCGUGACGCAUGGCGGCGCCAUUGUGGAGCAGGGCACACACGACCAACUAAUGCAGCUGCCUAAUGGCAUCUACAAGGGACUUGUAGCGCGCCAGAUGAACGCGCACUAG